Molecule: messenger RNA, 3935 nt
Organism: Salvelinus sp. IW2-2015
Lineage: Eukaryota; Metazoa; Chordata; Actinopteri; Salmoniformes; Salmonidae
Source: RefSeq, a predicted model, not a curated record
ACCAAACUUCAGUGAGAGUGGGACAGCGAGGAGGCUGUCAAACAAUCGUGGAUUAAUAAGAUAGAAGCUAUUUCUUUAGUUAUUGUGSGAAUGCAUGUUAGCUAUGUCAUCUAUUUAAUUGUACUAGAUAGCGAGCUAAUCAAGCUAACAUAACACACGCUAUCUUUAGUCUUUAAUUGACAGUCUAGAAAAAAAUGAGAUAGGGGUAUAAGGAAUGUUUUGGUGAAAACGAAAGCUUGACGCUUCCUUUUUUCUUCCCAGAAACAAAACAGCAGUCAUUUGCCAUAGAUUGUUUCCUGGUUUCAUUGCUCAGUCUGAAUGGGUAACGUUUAUAUUGUUAGCUAGCCAGAAAGCUAACUAACUGACGCGAGUGCCUCUAGCGAGACUUUCAAGACUCAACAGCAUCGACAAAAACGAACACAACCAAGCUAAGCCAACUAUGGACGGAUGUCAACCAAACAUGCAGCAAAGUAACGCCGAAAGAGGUGUGGAAAAAUGUAUGGACGAAUACCUAAAAUCCAUCGGGUUUCACCGGAAAAAAAUUGCCAAAGAUGGCUCGUGUCUGUUUCGGGCUGUAGCUGAACAGGUGUUACACUGUCAAAGCCUGCAUACCAAAGUCCGUGCCACCUGUGUGCAGUAUCUAAAGAAGAACAAGGAGAACUAUGAAGCGUUCAUAGAAGGUGACUUCGAGGAGUACUUAAUCAAACUUGAGGACCCUCAGCACUGGGUGGGAGAGGUGGAGAUAUGUGCACUGGCUCUGAUGUACAAGAGAGAUUUCAUCAUCUUCCAGACACCUGGUCAACGUCCUGUUCAAAUCACUGACAAUGGCUUUAAUGACAAGGUGCGUCUGUGCUUCCUGAACGGCAACCAUUACGACAGUGUCUACCCCGUAGCGCAUGUGAAGAAUGCUGCCCUCUGCCAGUCCGUCCUGUACGAGCUCCUCUAUGAGCGUGUGUGUGGCACGGACCGUUCCGUGUUGGCUCCCUGUCUGAAGGGCUGUACUGGUAACCGUGGUAACGACCUUCUAGAAGACGACCCGGACAAUGAGCAGUGUCGUAGCAGCGACGAGUCGGACCUGGAGGGAGAGACGCUCUCUGGAGCCACGAUGGACCAGCUGGACCUGCAGCCCACAGGGGACUCACCGUUAAGGGUCGAGGAGGUCCACCCUUCUCCAACAGGGAGACGUUCUCUCAACCCUCUCCUCUACAGAAACACUGAGUACGAUGUCUGGGUCAAGUCCAAGAGAGCUCAGCAGAAGCUGGAUUUCUGCAUCGCCGCUGGGAUGCAGUAUACAGUGGGAGACAAGUGCAAGGUUCGCCUUGACAACGGUGGACGUUACUAUGGCGCCUACAUCCAGGAAGUGUCGCCUGACAACGGGCCCGUCACUGUCUUCAUAGAGGAACUGGGCAAGAGACACACUGUGUCCCUCUGGAACCUGCGCCCUCCCACAGAUGAGACGUUGUCCUGGAGCACGGUGGCCCGAGACGGAAAGAGACUGAACAACGGCUCUGCUCCAAACUCUGAUUGGGAGGGCAGGGGAAGAGGAAGGAAGUCAGGGAAGCCUUCGACGCCGUCGGCAACGCAGUCUGUCUCCCAGGCUAAAGGACCCUCCCAAAGUGGUGGGCGUGGUGUCCAGAAGCAGCACUCUUGGCCCCCYCAGGCCACUGUAGAGGAGGGAGGGGUCCGGAGCACCCUCCACCUCAACACCAGGUCUGUUUGGACCRCAAUACUACAUUUUUACACAGAUCUUAGAUGGAAAACAAACCACAGUGAAAAGUAUUCAGACCUCUUCCCCCCUCAGCCCGCUGUCACCCAGCCACCCUGCCGUUCCACCAGCUGGCUCAUCUCUACCAAGACCCCUGUUCCCAGGGUUCCUUUGUCUGACAAGGAAGAGAUCGUCCAGACACCCCUUACUCGUAUAUCCACACUGGAGAGGGACCUGCCACGGGAGGAGUAUGUCAACAUCCUGAGGUUUUUCUUCAACCUUGGUGUGAAGGCGUUCACCAACCCCAUGUGGCCCCCACACUCUUACAUCCUCCCUCUUCACCAGGCCUACAGCAUGCAGCCCAAACUACCCUCAGUCUCCCUCCCCUCUUCCCACUGGUACCCCUCCCACCCCCCCCAGGAGGGGUACGGACACUCCCACCCCCCCCAGGAGGGGUACGGACACUCCCACCCUCAGUACACCCCCCCCUCAGGUUUGGGGGGCCUCCAUCUGCAUGACAACCUCCAGAGAUCAACCCCCCAAUCAGCUGCAGAACCUCCCCAGCAUAUGGAAUUCAGAUACGGGCAGGAUGAUCGCUCCGCCCUGGGGUACCCUUCCAACCGCCACCUUCACCCUGCCUCAACCCAGCCCCGUAUGGAUGGCUCUUUACCCUGGUGUAGUAACGUUACCCCGCGACCGAACGCCUACGCUGGGGUAUGCUCUGUACCCACACCCCUGACACAAUACUCUCCACAAGCACCCCAACCUGCACCUACCAACCAGUACCCUCCCGCACCCCAAUCUGCACCUCCCAACCAGUACCCUCCUGCACCCCAAUCUGCACCUCCCAACCAGUACCCUCCCGCACCCCAAUCCUCUACCCACACCUCUCAAGCUCAGACCUACACUCCAGCUCCAGCUGCUUCCCCUCCCUCCGUACCCCGGUACCAAUCAGCGUCUCUGGGGUACCCUCCUCCGAGGCUGCCCAGUGGGAACCAGACCCAGGGACAGCUGGAUCCUCGCCCCGCCAGCGGUGCCUCUUCCCUGGGUAUGAGGUCCAGCCACAGCCCCCUGGAGAACCAUAAUGCUAAUACUACCUCUGUUGUCAAUAUUACUACUACUGCUGCUGCUGCUGCUACUACCUUGUCUAGUACUACUGCUUUCAACACAGAGAGAGCUUUACAGACUUCAUGCAGGCUUCACAGACGGAGGACAGGGAGACAUGAAGAUGGCUGGCACUCUGCUAGUGAACGCUCCUCUUCCUCCUACUGAGCAGGUCACAUGGGUCCCCGAGGGUCACCUGACAACAACAUUAAGUGGCGAGGCCAUUUUCAAGGAUGUAUCCGUCGGCAUGGCGAUGCAGGGUGCGGGCGACGCCCCCAUGACCCAGAGGGGGGCGGAGUUUAACAUGAAAAUGACCAAUGAGACGACGGCGGGGAGCUGGGGCGAGACUUCGUAUUUAAUGACACUGCCCCUGGCUCCAAGCGGCGAAACAUCAUUGGACUGGGAGGGAGGGGAGGGGCUAGACCCUAAUGACCUCAGAAACGGAAAGAAGUUCUACAGUCGCUCCUUCAGAGGUGGAGGAGGGAGGGGAGGACACGAGGAGGGAGGAGCUAGAGGGUACAGAGAGAACCGUUGGAGGGGGGAGAGACGGGGGGUGGGAGGUUACCGAGGAGUGGGGAGGAGAGACAACAGGGACGGUUUCCGGGAGCGAGACCGAGGGGACAGGAGGCAGGAAGGAAGAGGAGACUACCAGGGUAACGCCACCUCUAAAGGACAAAAUGUGAGGGGUCGGGGGAGGGUCUACCACUACAAUCAACAGCCAUCCAAUGGCAGAGAGGCAGGCUACUCUAGUGGGCUGAGGAACCCCCCUUAUACAGAUUUGUGAGAUUUGAUUGGCUGAUAUGGCUUUAUUGGGAUUGUUUAUCAUUUUUGUUUUGUUUUCUGGUAUUUUAAUCGUCUUGUUUGUGGGACUCUAUAGCUGUCGUUGGACUCGUCUUUUAAAAAAAGAAAAAGAAAAAAAAUCUGUCAAGUGUCUCCAUGUUAAUGUUGCCUUCUGGACUCGGGCUGUGUCCCAUAUUUAGUGCACUAUUGAUCACGCUCCAUAGGGCCCUGGUCAAAAGUAGUGCACUAUAUAUAGGGAAUAGGGUGUCAUUUGAAAGAUGUUAAACCUGUACAGAUAGGUAUUCAGUGUUUGCAUUUUCUGUUUAAUAAAACUUUGAUGUAUUUA